Messenger RNA from Dromaius novaehollandiae (emu), 834 nucleotides. RefSeq names its product maestro heat-like repeat-containing protein family member 7. NCBI's taxonomy places the organism in Eukaryota, Metazoa, Chordata, Aves, Casuariiformes, Dromaiidae. The transcript is spliced from 7 exons. Gene Ontology annotation, cellular component: cytoplasm. The record is from RefSeq and is a predicted model, not a curated record. The coding region runs from base 1 to 834 and encodes 277 amino acids.
AUGCGCUUCCUGCUGCCACUCAUCAUGGAGCAACUGCGGGAUGCGGACAGCAACAUCAGCACUAAGGCCCUGGUGGUGCUGCGACACGUGGUGCACGUCACGGGCGAGGAGACGGUGGCCAGCAUUGCUCCGCAGCUGUCCGCGGAGCUGCUGCUGCUCUUUGAUGCCGACGCUGUCCAGGUGCGAGUGCUCUCCACGCGGCUCUUCAGAGAUGUGCUGGCGAUUAUGCUGGGCACCAAAGACCAGCAGCUGCAGAAGCAAGUGCGCAGCAGCCUGCUGCCACUGCUCUUCCACAUGGAGGACGAGAGCUGCAGCGUGCGCCAGGCCUCUCGGGAAGCCCUCCUUCGCGCUGCCAAGUUCCUCAAGUGGAAGCAGCUCAGGCAGCUGGUUGAGACAGCGCAGACGUGGAGGAUCGGCGAGUGCCUGCUGGUGAGGGCCAGAAGAGCAGAAGAGUACCUGCACCAGAGCCUGACAUACUUGGAGAGCCCACAGGAGUCCUUGCGAGAGGCAGCCGUGAGGUUCACUGGGCUUGUCGGGCAGCACCUGAGGGGCCGGAGCAAGGAGAAGCUGGAGGACAUCUGCACGGCCCUGCAAGGCUUGCAGGAGGACAGCAGCCCGUCCGUCUGUUGCCUGGCGACGCAAACCAUCCUGCUCCUGAGAGCUCCAGGGAAGAUGACUCCCUCCCCAGGCACCCACCAAGGGCCGCAGCCCCCGGGAGCCCCUGAGCACCACUUGGGGGGCCAGAAGCAGCAGCAGCCAGAGUGGCUGGUGUCCGCCAUCAGCAAGCGGCUGCCCCCCUGUGAGCACUGCCACUCGGGGGGCGCAGGUGGCUGA